Nicrophorus vespilloides is the source of this 1936-nucleotide messenger RNA. RefSeq names its product ectonucleoside triphosphate diphosphohydrolase 5. The coding region runs from base 330 to 1649 and encodes 439 amino acids. Gene Ontology annotation, cellular component: membrane. The transcript is spliced from 7 exons. The record is from RefSeq and is a predicted model, not a curated record. Gene Ontology annotation, biological process: nucleoside diphosphate catabolic process. Lineage: Eukaryota; Metazoa; Arthropoda; Insecta; Coleoptera; Silphidae. Gene Ontology annotation, molecular function: UDP phosphatase activity; GDP phosphatase activity.
UCAUUAGCGUGUGUUUGUUCGUAGAGGGGAUAACGAUCAUUACAUGACACUAAAAUAGUACUUUGAAAUUCAGUGAGUUCCAUCCAUCCACAUCCUCAUUUUCACUCGUAGUUGCGAACGGCGGCCGCUGGCAGCAAGUGGUUUUGAAAAAUCAAUAUUUUGAUGGUUUGCUAACAUUCUUCCCGAACCGAUCGCCAUAGCUCUUAACAAUGAAUAAAACGACCGAAUUGAAGAGGAGAAAGGAUCAUCAAUGUAAUUUUUGAAGUGUCAGGGACCAAAAUGAAAGGCCCAUUCACAAGAAAAAGUCGAGACCCAUUGAUAAAGCGCCCAUGAUCAUUCAUCAAUCGCUCCUGUGUUUAAUUAUCAGUGGUUCUAUCCUUACGUUAUUUGUAGUUUUAUACACCGAUAGUAUACCAUGGCAUAUAGGUCAUAAGGCUGCGGAUAACGUAGCGAAACUGUUUGGAGUUCAUGAGCCUCAGCAUGCGGUCGUCAUCGAUGCUGGAAGCACGGGUUCGAGGGUGCUGGCAUUUACAUUCCACAGAGCUGUCCUGAACAGAGACAUUCUCAUCCUGGACAAGGAAUUAUUCGUACAAACAAAGCCUGGUCUCUCUGCGUUCGCCGAUGAUCCCGCAUCGGCUGUUAAAAGUAUAAGUUAUUUGAUAGGCAAAGCGAAAGAGGAAAUUCCACAGGAAUAUUGGAACAGGACGCCGUUGGUUCUGAAGGCAACAGCCGGCUUAAGACUUUUGCCUGCAAAGAAGGCAGAGAAUUUAUUGAAUGCCGUCAAAGCGUAUUUCAACGAAUUACCAUUUUUGACCAACGAAGAUUCGGUGGCUAUUAUGGAUGGCACGGACGAAGGCAUUUUCUCUUGGUUCACGGUCAACUUCUUAAUCCAUAAAUUGAAUAAUCCUGCGACCACAGUGGCGGCUUUAGAUUUGGGUGGUGGAUCCACGCAAGUAACGUUUUCUGCAUUGACCCCGGAGUCUUUACGCCACAAAGAAUUCAUUCAUGACGCCCUUUUGCCCAAGGGAACUACACAAGUCUAUACCAAUAGUUACUUGGGUUUGGGCUUGAUGGCUGCUCGUAAAGAAAUAAUAACUGUAAAUAGCGUGAGUAAAGAAGAAACUAGAGUGAUGAGUCCAUGCGUGAAUCCAGUCAUCAAAAACCGAAAGUUCCACUAUGGAGGUGUGGAUUAUUUUGUGAGUGGUUUGCAAGAAAACUAUCCCACAAAAUCGUAUCCCGAAACACCAAUAGAAGUUGGCCAGAAUAUACCGAUUGUGGACUAUAACACAUGCUCAGAGGUCAUCAAGAAAUACGUUUUAUCUAAAGUAAAACCGCCGGCGGAAUUGUCCACGAAGAAAGUAUUUGCUUUCAGUUACUAUUUUGAUCGUGCUGCCGAAGUUGGAUUAAUCGACGAAUAUUCCGGUGGAUCCGUAACUAUUGAAAUGUUCAAAAAAGCCGCCGAAGAAGCGUGCACAACUCCAAACUCCGAGCAACCAUUCAUGUGUUUGGAUCUUACAUUCAUAUCAGUUUUAUUAGAGAACGGUUUCGAUUUAGAUAGCGAAACCGAAAUAUUCCUGUACAAGAAAAUCAAUGGUCACGAAAUAAGUUGGGCCUUGGGAGCAGCUUUCAAUCUGUUGAACGGGAAAUAAUUUGGCCAUCGAUAAUUAUAUUAUUAUAUAAUAAUAUCGAAAGCAUAUUAUUAUAGAAUAGAUAUAAAAAAAAAUGACCACAGUGCCUUAUGUGGGUUAAUUUUAAUUUCUUGGUUUAGUUUCCUACAUUGUUUUCAGUUCGGCUGUGUAUAAGAAUAAUACAAUUAUUACGACUCUUGUUUAUUUAUAUACAUAAGUGGCAACAAGAAAAUCACAUCGAUGCCGAUAUAAAAAGCACUUUGUUAUUUAUUUUAUAACUUUCAGUAAAAUACAAAUUUAAAUUAAAA